Oppiella nova is the source of this 2016-nucleotide messenger RNA. NCBI's taxonomy places the organism in Eukaryota, Metazoa, Arthropoda, Arachnida, Sarcoptiformes, Oppiidae. The record is from the annotation of a GenBank genome assembly.
GCUGUUGCUGAGGGCUCAGUGUUUUUGGUGUCGGAUCUAUCUGCUGGGGCUGUGGUUGACUCACUUGUGGUGAUUGGGUUGGAUAGACAGUUGGCUGCACCGGUGGUCUGAUAUGGUCAUCAAAAAAGAGUUAAAUCCAAUAUUCUUAUGAAUAUAGCCUUCUAUAAGAACGAUCCGUACAAACAGGAGAAAUGGGUGGACGGGUUGGGCGAAUUGACCCCCAGAGGUAAGCACCGGAUGUAUACUUUUGGACAACUUUUACGGCAACGAUAUGGGGACACCUUUUUGGGGGAUUCACCAAAAAAUAUGCAAAUAAGAAGUUCAUCGUCUGACCGGUGCUUAGAGAGCGCGUCGGCACUGGCGACCGGACUCUAUCCGCCAAAAAACAGAUGGAUUUGGUCUGAAAAGGACGCCAUCGCACAGUUAUGGCAACCGAUUGCCAUUCAAACGGUUCUCAAAGCAGAAGAUGGUCUUCUUGUGCCCAACUCUGACUGUCCGGCAGCCGAUGCCGCCUAUCAGGAGAUAAUGCACUCAAAGCCGGUGACAGACUUAUUGGAGAAAAACAAAGAUUUUAUUAAACAAAUCAAUGAGAAGACGGGAGAAAAUUAUAAAACUUUAAGAGAUUUGGAUUAUUUAUACGAUACUAUUAAUCAUGAAAUGAAUUUCGAUGAGCCAAAGCCGGCGCCUAAAUGGGUGCAGGAGUUGGGGAACGACACGUUGGAUAGACUUAAAAAUUUCGAGUCAAAUGCCUUUAAGUAUGACUGGUCUUCAAAGAAAGUACAGAGACUUAGAGGGGGUGUCAUGUUCAAUGAGUUGACCACUAAGAUGGUCGACGCCUCUAUUAAGACCCCAACCGUUAAGGUGUACGACUACUCCACUCACGACACUCUUCUGGUUACCCUAUUGGAGGCGUUGGGUCUGUAUAGCGGUGACCCCCCGUCCUAUGGAGCGGCCCUUCUCUUUGAAUUACACCAAAUCGAUGGCCAAUACUUUGUUCAUCUGUUUUACGCAAAUGUGACGCCAGUUCUCACGUACACUAAACUGGAGCUCAAGACCUGUCUAUUGAAUGAAACCCAAAGUGAAUGCAAAUUAAAUAAUUUCGCGGAAAGUGUCAAAGAAUUCUCUAUAACCCAAAAAGAUUGGGUCAAAGAAUGUCAAGAAAAAGGCGACGGGAAGUCAUAUUCAUUGAAUAGGUCUCAAAGUGAUGAUAAAGAGAGCUCAUCAUCAGAGAGCUCGUGGUUUAACUUCCAGCACAGCCUACUCGUGGUGGUGGGGGUCGUGGUCGGAGUGGUUCUCACGGCUCUGGCAUUCUUUGCCAAUAGAAACAACGAAACCAAAACAAAUGAAGACAAUCAUCAAGAAGUGGUCAUUGAUAGUCAGCCCACGAGUUGUCUAAACGAACCCAAAUUGUCCGAAGAGGAAGAGUUGGCCACUUUAGGCCUCAGACCUAAUACGGUCUCCCCCGACCCGUGUGAUUGUUUUGGAUGUGUAUUUUGUGUGAACCUGUGUUUUAUGCCGCCACAUACAGCGCACAAUGGCACGACUUCGGGUCCGGACGUCAAAAACAACGAAAACAAAACAAAUGAAGACAAUCGUCAAGAGGUGGUCAUUGAUAGUCAGCCCACGAGUUGUCAAAACAAACCCAAAUUGUCUGAAGAGGAAGAGUUGGCUGCUUUAGGGCUCAGACCUAACACAUCUGCUCCCGACCCGUGCGCUUGUUUUGGAUGUGUAUUCUGUAUGAACGUGUGUUUUGUGCCCACAAUAACCGCACCUCCCGUUCCCACACACUUCCGAAAGGGACACUCCGGCAGGGGUUUUCAUGAUAAUGAUGGACACGAUGGCGACUAUUCAGACACCGGGGACUUUGAUUGGGCCGUAACUUUCGCUGAUAACAUAACGGGUGGUGACGGGGGAAACGGUGGUCACCACGGCGGAGAUGGUGGGGACGGCGGUGGAGGUGAUGGCGGUGGCGAUGGGGGAGGUGGUGGUGGCGGCGAUGGGGGAGGCGGUGAAUAG